AUGUCUGGUGAUGGUGAUAGAAAAUCCUCAAAAGCUUGGCAGUUUUUUAAGGACCUCAAAAAUGAUAAAGCCAAAUGCAAUUUUUGUCAGAAAGAAUUUUCAUACAAAGGCGGUGGUGCUUACAACCUAAUCAGACACACAAAAAGCAAGCAUCCACAAGUGUUUGUCGCUAUACGUGAAUGUCCGAUUGAAGAUAUAGCUUCUUCUGCAACAGAAAUCCAUAAUUUGACAACACAUUCCACUGAUUCGACAGCACAAGAACUUGAGAUGCCUACUGCUUCCACAUCUACUGCUUCAACUUAUGUCGUGCCUGAAACAUCUGAUUUCUUACCAGUCACCACUAAAAACACCAACCUAUAUAAAAAAGCUCCAGCCACUAACACGAAACUAACACAGUACUUUUAUAAACCGCUUUCUGCUAAAAAAACUGAACAUCUAAACAAAAUGCUAGUAAAAUUAUUCACAAAAAAUUACUUAGCCUUCCAUCUCAUUGAAUCCCCUGAACUCAAAGAUUUUAUUAAAGAAUUAAAUCCAGCCUACCAGUUACCUAGUUGUAAGACGUUAUCUAAUGCAUUGAUGACUAAUGUCUAUAAUCAAACAAAGAAAAGACAUACUUCAGAAAACCUAGCACUAGAACUAAAAAGAAUUACAGAUAAUUGGGAAAUUACUGACAAAAUUGUAGCAGCAAUCAGUGAUAACGCUUAUAAUAUCAAAGCUGCUAUAAGACUUAAUAAUUGGAAGCAAAUACCUUGUUUCGCUCAUACUCUCAACCUUAUAGUCCAAUCUGCAUUAAAAGAAAUAAAAGAUAUUACUACAAAAAUUAAACAAAUUGUCGAAUUAUUUCGUAGAAGUCCAUUUUCAUCUGAGAGAUUAAAAAAUAUGCAAAAGAAGCUAGAUGAACCCCUAUUGAAGAUAAAACAAGACGUUUCCACACGCUGGAACUCCACGUAUGAUAUGUUCGAAAGGGUGUUAAAAAUUAAAAACAGUGUUAUGUCCACAAUUGCUAUCGAUUAUCCCGAUACUAUAAAUAUGACUUCUGAAGACAUUGAGGUUUUGGAUUCGGCAAUAGAAAUUCUUUCAUUUUUCAAAGAUGUAACUGAGGAGAUGAGUUCAGAAAAGAAUGUUACAAUAUCAGAGGUUAUACUUAUAUCAAACACCCUCAAAAAGAAAUGCCUAAAAUUUUUAUCUACGCCACAUCCGGACUGUAUUUUACGAAUGACCCAAGUGCUUUUAAAUGAAAUUAGCACAAGGUUUUCGUGCAUUGAGGAGAAUAAUAUUUUUGCUGAAAGCACUAUAUUAGAUCCAAGAUUCAAAAAAUAUGGGUUUGAGAAUGAGUACGCUUACAGUAAAGCAUGUACAAAUAUCAAAGCCAUGGCCGGGCGAAUUCAAAUACAAAGCACAUGUACAUCAGAGCCGCCAUCUUCGUCGCCAUCCCGUAAGCGUAAACAUAGCAUAUGGAAUGAGUUUGAUGAGCAAGUGGAUAUGAUAAUAAAAAAUAUUAAUCCGACUGCAGGGGGUAUUAUCGAAGUUGAUAAAUACCUCGAGGAACCCCUACUGCCAAGGUCCCAAGAUCCUGCCAAGUGGUGGUUCGUUAAAAAGGACGCCUAUCCUAGGCUUUAUAAGUUAUUUUUAAAACGGCUUUGUAUUGUUGCCACUUCAGUGCCUUCCGAGCGCACUUUUAGUAAAGCAGGCCAGGUCCUUACGGAGAGAAGGAACCGGCUUAGUGGCAACAAAGUCGCGCAAAUAUUAUUUUUACAUUCUAAUUUAUAA
This is a messenger RNA of Parnassius apollo (apollo), 1770 nucleotides long. Lineage: Eukaryota; Metazoa; Arthropoda; Insecta; Lepidoptera; Papilionidae. The record is from the annotation of a GenBank genome assembly.